Messenger RNA from Lates calcarifer (barramundi perch), 2180 nucleotides. RefSeq names its product G2/mitotic-specific cyclin-B2-like. Gene Ontology annotation, cellular component: cyclin-dependent protein kinase holoenzyme complex; nucleus; cytoplasm. Gene Ontology annotation, biological process: mitotic cell cycle phase transition; regulation of cyclin-dependent protein serine/threonine kinase activity. Lineage: Eukaryota; Metazoa; Chordata; Actinopteri; Centropomidae. Gene Ontology annotation, molecular function: cyclin-dependent protein serine/threonine kinase regulator activity. The record is from RefSeq and is a predicted model, not a curated record.
AGCUGCUCGUUUCUCCGUUGUUUACCUGCAUGAACUGGUGUUCACGGAUCUUGUCGGUAAAUUGUACUGGUCGGUGCUUAAAAUAAAUCACCGUGUCGUUUGUUUAAGUGACAGUUUGACCUCUGCGCUGCCGACGUUAAACAUGUCGUCUGUGGAAGUCCGUGCUGUGCAGCUGCCAGCCGCAGAGAACCCAGUGAAGAUGGGUAAAACCGCGGCAGCAGCAGCGGGUCUGAGGAGAGCUGCUCUGGGAGAGAUCACCAACUUUCCCGGAGCAGCGGUCAACACUAAGAGGACGGGACCAGCCAAAGCAUCAGUCAAAUCAUCUUGUGCCCAAAAAGCCAAACCCACUUCAGUCCAGGUGGUGCCUCCAGUCGUCCAGGCCCAGGCCCCUGCAGCUCCUGUCCCUUCAGUUUCGGAGGCAUCAGCUGACGUGUCUAUGAAGGAGGAGGAGGAACUGUGCCAGGCUUUUUCUGAGGCACUGCUCACCGUGCAGGACGUGGACGAGCAGGACGCUGACCUGCCGCAGCUCUGCUCUGAAUAUGUCAAAGAUAUCUAUAAUUAUCUGCACGUCCUGGAGGUGCAGCAGGCUGUACGAGCCAACUACAUGCAGGGUUAUGAAAUCACUGAACGCAUGCGAGCUCUUCUGAUCGACUGGCUGGUCCAGGUUCACUCCAGGUUCCAGCUGCUGCAGGAGACUCUGUACCUCACAGUUGCCAUCCUGGAUCGUUUUCUGCAGGUCCAGCCGGUCUCUCGCAGGAAGCUGCAGCUUGUUGGUGUGACCGCCAUGCUGGUGGCCUGUAAAUAUGAGGAGAUGUACGCUCCAGAGGUCGGAGACUUUGCCUACAUCACAGACAAUGCAUUUACAAAGUCUCAGAUUCUGGAAAUGGAGCAGCUGGUUCUGAGGAGCCUCAAGUUUCAGCUGGGACGUCCUCUUCCACUACACUUCCUCAGGCGAGCUUCAAAAGUGGCUAAUUCUGAUGUAGAGAGACACACACUGGCCAAGUAUCUGAUGGAGCUGACCCUCCUCGACUACGACAUGGUGCACUACCGGCCCUCUGAGAUCGCUGCUGCCUCCCUGUGUCUCUCUCAGCUGCUGCUCGAUGGGCUGCCGUGGUCUCCAACACAGCAGCACUACUCCACUUAUGACGAGGCUCACCUGAAGCCAAUCAUGCAGCACAUCGCCAAAAAUGUUGUGACCGUAAAUGAAGGCAAAACAAAGUUCCAGGCUGUAAAGAACAAGUACUCAAGCAGCAAACUGAUGAAGAUCAGCCUCAUUCCUCAGCUGAAGUCAUCGAUCAUCAAGAACAUGGCGGCUGCUCUGCUCAACAAUCCUUGAGGCUGGAUGAACUUUUACAUUUCGUCAGUGGACAUUUCACUUGCACUUUAUCUUGAUCUGAUCACAACCUGUGGAGAAACUUUUAUAGAUUUUAAUAAAAUGUUUUUAUUUUUUUUUUCUAUUCAAGCAUCAUGGUUUGUUCAGAACUCUGAUCACUUAAAUUACUUAGUGGUGUUUUACCAAAAAUCUAUGGUACAGAUCAUUUUACUGCACCUGCUUUUUCCAAUGUCACCAGAUGAUGGCAAACUUUCUGAUCACAACUUUUUGGGAGAGGAUGAUCUAAGAAAUAAUCUGGAGUGGGUUUUUUUUUUUUUUUUUUUUUGUACUAAUGGACAUCAUUUCACUGAAAUUUGCAUUUAUUGACCCCUGGGCCCUCAUCUGAAUUUUCCUCUUUUUGUUUGUGUGUAAAAUGUGUUUUGUCUUGUCCGUUUAAAUGAAACAAUCUGAGGAGUUAAUGCUGGUUUGUACUUCUGUGUAGAAUCAGAGCCUAUUAUAGUGUGCUUUUAUACUUGUUGCUGGUGUCUGUUGCGCUGCAGUUACGCCACCAAAACACUAGUUGGUGAUUGGUUUCUAUGCCAUUGAGUAUCUUCAUGUACCUCAGACAAUGGUGACUGACACUGAGUGUAUCAUGUUGAACUGGGAGCUAAAGGGCAAUUUGUUGUUUUGAGGGCAAAAAGUAAAAAAAAAACACUGUUUUAAUCUUUAAUGUGUUAGUUGUGUUUUUUUGUUUUUUUUUUACUUCAGAUUUUAAUGUUGAUUCUUAAUCUGAAUAGUAUCUACAGCUGUCAGAUAAACAUAAUGGAGUAGAAGUACAAAGUGGCAUUAAAUGCAAAAAUUCAAAGUG